Esox lucius (northern pike) is the source of this 1883-nucleotide messenger RNA. RefSeq names its product septin 2 (gene septin2). Bases 140 to 1255 code for a protein of 371 amino acids. Lineage: Eukaryota; Metazoa; Chordata; Actinopteri; Esociformes; Esocidae. The record is from RefSeq and is a predicted model, not a curated record. Gene Ontology annotation, cellular component: synaptic vesicle; septin complex; microtubule cytoskeleton. Gene Ontology annotation, molecular function: molecular adaptor activity; GTP binding; GTPase activity. The transcript has 13 exons. Gene Ontology annotation, biological process: cytoskeleton-dependent cytokinesis; cell division; cilium assembly.
CAAUGCAUUCUGGUCCAUUCGCUGUAGAAGCUGUUCGUCGCGCACCGGAAUCUCAGGAAUUUGAGGUGUCCGCCAGUCCAGCUCGCAGAACAUCGCUGUUUUCUUUCUCUGAGAAUAGAAAAGGUUAAAAGAGCCUAAAAUGUCUCAGGCAGACAAAAUGAAGCAGGGUCAGUUCACCAACCCAGAAACCCCUGGAUAUGUAGGCUUUGCCAACCUGCCGAACCAGGUUCACCGCAAGUCGGUCAAAAAGGGGUUUGAAUUCACCCUAAUGGUUGUUGGUGAAUCUGGCUUGGGAAAGUCCACCCUGAUCAACAGUCUGUUCCUCACUGAUCUCUACCCAGAGAGAAUCAUCCCUGGAGCAGCGGAAAAGAUUGAGCGCACGGUUCAGAUCGAGGCAUCCACGGUUGAAAUCGAGGAGCGAGGGGUGAAACUCCGCCUCACGGUGGUGGACACGCCCGGAUACGGCGACGCCAUCAACAGCCAGGACUGUUUCAGCACCAUCAUCGCCUACAUCGAUGACCAGUUUGAGCGCUACCUCCACGAUGAGAGUGGGCUGAACCGUCGGCACAUUGUGGACAACCGUGUUCACUGCUGCUUUUAUUUUAUCUCCCCACUGGGCCAUGGACUGAAGCCUCUGGAUGUACAGUUCAUGAAGGCCAUUCACAACAAAGUCAACGUGGUCCCUGUUAUUGCCAAGGCUGACACACUCACCCUGAGGGAGAGGGAGAGGCUCAAGCGCAGGAUUCUGGAUGAGAUUGAUGAGCACGGCAUUAAGAUCUACCACCUCCCUGACGCAGAGUCUGAUGAGGACGAGGACUUCAAGGAGCAGACCAGGAUUCUCAAAACCAGUAUCCCCUUUGCGGUGGUGGGUUCCAACCAGCAGAUCGAGGCCAAGGGGAAGAAGGUGCGGGGUCGCCUGUACCCCUGGGGUGUGGUGGAGGUAGAGAACCCCGAGCACAAUGACUUCCUGAAGCUACGCACCAUGCUGAUAACACACAUGCAGGACCUCCAGGAAGUGACCCAGGACCUGCACUACGAGAACUUCCGCUCGGAGCGUCUCAAACGGGGCGGCAGGUUGUCCUCCCAUGGUUACAUUCUGCCUCUGUCUCCUGCGAAGGGACCGGAACCAGAGGAAAUGGACAAGGACAUGAUCUUGCAGGAGAAGGAGGCUGAGCUGAGGAGAAUGCAGGAGAUGAUCACCAAGAUGCAGGCCCAGAUGCAGAUCAAACCCGAUGGGGCGGGCGAUCACAUGUGAAACCCACCACGGUGAGAACAGGUUUGAAAGCUGUUAGUUGAGCUUCAACAGACAUGGAUGGAUGAUUGCGUCAAAGAGAGGAGCUAAAUAAGAAAAUGUUAACUGGUCCUUUUCUUACUUCUUGCCACUGUCUUUAGAUUUAUCACUUACUGGGUAUUAUUGAGUUUUCAUUAGUAUUUUUUUUUAUAUAAGCAGUGUUAAGUUUUUAUAUUUACACACAUUUUCUUUCAAAUAUUUAAUAUUGUUCAUUAUUCAUUUGUUGCAUUCUGUUUGGACCAUGCCAGUUAGUCACCGAAUGAAGUUACACUUCAGGACUUAUCUGUGGGGUAUGCUUUUGAAUAGCCGUUGCUCUUGUUUUCAGCGGUUCAGAAAGCCAAAAGCUGCUGUUCAUCCUUUUAAAUGCUGUCAUAGGAUGUCCACUAAAACCACUCUUGAACGAUCAUGUUACUGUGGCUCUGAGUUCCAAAUAGGAAAGGCCAACUUAUUGUGAGUUUGCAGAUUUCUUUUUCAUUUUUGCCUUUUGUGGAGCCAUGUAGCUAAAACUUUGUUUUUUCCCCUGCCAAUGUUGGAGGCCUCUCUAAAAAAUAUUCUGAUGUUUAAAUCGAUUUUUAAAGAUGGUGUUAAUAAA